Messenger RNA from Planococcus citri (citrus mealybug), 705 nucleotides. RefSeq names its product endocuticle structural glycoprotein SgAbd-2-like. The transcript is spliced from 3 exons. NCBI's taxonomy places the organism in Eukaryota, Metazoa, Arthropoda, Insecta, Hemiptera, Pseudococcidae. Gene Ontology annotation, cellular component: chitin-based extracellular matrix. Gene Ontology annotation, molecular function: structural constituent of chitin-based larval cuticle. Bases 139 to 567 code for a protein of 142 amino acids. The record is from RefSeq and is a predicted model, not a curated record.
CACUCAUGGAAACGUUUUACGUUUUACUAUUUAAGGAACCGAAAUCACUUGCAAGAGAGUCAGUACGAUUUAACGAACUUUACGUGAAGUUUCUUGUGAUUUAAUUGUGUUACGUUGUUUUCAUAAUCAAUACAAAAAAUGGCUUUCUUCAAAUCAUUGGUCCUCUUCGGAUUAGUUUUCGGUAUCGCUUCCGCUGCUCACUACAGAAUGAUGCCCAGACGAAUUAUUCGUGCCGCUCCCCAAAAUAUUCAAAACCCCAAUGAAAUCCUAGUACAAGGCUACUCCAACGAAAUCGACCCAUCCACUGGAAGCUUCCAAUACGGUUACCAACAAUCCAACGGCGCCUCCGUCUCAGCUAAAGGAUACCUCAACCAAGCCGGUAAACAAGUCAUCGAAGGCAGCUACUCUUUCGUCGAUGCCGCCGGAGUCCCAGUACAAAUCCAAUACGUAGCUGAUGAAAACGGUUACCAAGCUGUUGGUGACUCUAUCCCCCAACCAGACCCAGUUAUCGCCAAGGCUGUCGCUUACUUGAAAUCGUUACCACCUUCCAAAGAAGACCAACAAUAAAUCACUACGAUCAGUCACUAACAUGUUAAGAGUUUACCUAUUUACUAGUUAAAAUUUGCAGUUUUGUUAAAAUAUUCUUGUACUUAAAUUAAAAUCCAAAAUAAAAUUCCAAAUAUUCCAAUAAAUUCAUUUUUUUUU